Molecule: messenger RNA, 673 nt
Organism: Cariama cristata (Red-legged seriema)
Lineage: Eukaryota; Metazoa; Chordata; Aves; Cariamiformes; Cariamidae
Product: lysosomal acid lipase/cholesteryl ester hydrolase-like
Exons: 5
Source: RefSeq, a predicted model, not a curated record
GCUCUCUUCUGUGUUUGCAGGGUUCAUAGCUUUUUCUACAUACCCUGAGCUGGCUAAACAGGUGAAACUGUUCUGUGCUCUGGGCCCAGUAACCACAUGCUCACAUCUUACAAGCCCUCUGGUUAAGAUAACAAAUGUUCCUGAACCACUGCUCAGGUUGGCACUUGGCUGCAAAGGAACCAUGCACCAGAUUGGAUUUCUGAAAGGACCUGCGACACAUUUAUGUACAAGCCUGGAUAAGUUUUGUGGCCAAGUACUCUGUUACAUAGCUGGAGGUAACAUAAAAAAUCUGAACACGAGUCGAAUAGAUACAUACGUAGGACAUUCCCCUGCUGGAACAUCAGUACAGAACAUUAUUCAUUGGCAUCAGCUAACACGUGUAGACCAAUUUCAAGCUUAUGACUAUGGCUCUAAGGGAAACAUGAAGAAAUAUAACCAGUCUACCCCUCCUGUGUACAAGAUAGAGAAGAUAAGCCUACCAAUUGCUGUUUGGAGUGGUGGACAGGACAAAUUUGCAGAUCCAGAAGACAUUGCAAAACUACUUCCUCGGAUUACUAAUCUCAUUUACUAUGAGGAUUUUCCUGCUUGGGGGCACCUUGAUUUCAUCUGGGGUCUUGAUGCAUCUGAGAAAAUCUAUAAGAAAAUCAUUGAACUAAUAACAAAAUACUUGUGA